Messenger RNA from Helianthus annuus (common sunflower), 830 nucleotides. Its product is annotated as non-specific lipid-transfer protein AP10-like. Lineage: Eukaryota; Viridiplantae; Streptophyta; Magnoliopsida; Asterales; Asteraceae. Gene Ontology annotation, molecular function: lipid binding. The record is from RefSeq and is a predicted model, not a curated record. Gene Ontology annotation, cellular component: membrane. Bases 273 to 626 code for a protein of 117 amino acids. Gene Ontology annotation, biological process: lipid transport. The transcript is spliced from 2 exons.
GCAUAUGGAUACACGUUGCAUGAAACACCGACUAAUGUGAUGAAACAAGUGAGAAAAAUAUAUCUUUUCACCGUUCAAACUUACUCUUUAUAGAAAAUAUUAAAGCAAAAUGAUGAAGAGUUGGAGUUUAAAGGUACAUUUGUCACAUUUUCUUUGCUACGUGCCCAAAACCAUUAACAUAAUCACCGAUAACUCUACUAUAAAUCACCCACCCCACCACCCACAAUAAGCAAGUGUAAGAAUUGAAAUCAUAAAAAAAAAAAAAAUCAAAGAUGAAAGGACCAGUGAUCAGUCAUGUAGCCAUGUUAGCAAUGAUAACCAUGGCUCUAGUCAUGGUGCACCCAACUGAAGCCAUUAGUUGCGGUGAGCUUGCUGGUAUGCUCUCACCAUGCAUAAGCUACCUGAGGUCAGGUGGUUCACCAUCUGCGAAUUGUUGCAGUGGAGCUAAGAAGGUUCAAGGUGCCAUCCAGAGUCAAGCAGAUAGGCGAACCGCUUGCAAUUGUGCUAAGAGUGCCGCGGGGCAGCUGCAGGUUCGGGCUGAUGCCGCCACUGGCCUUCCUGGCAAGUGUGGUAUCUCUGUCAACGUUCCUAUGAACCCCAACGUCGACUGUAACAGCAUUCCUUGAGGUGGCAGGGAUGAGUUGCCGGAAAAGUAAUAAUUGGAGCUAUGGUUUUAGGUGAUGGUAUUGCAGGCGGAAUAAACAAGCGUGUUUGUUUUAUAUACAUGUUUAAUAGCGUCUAGUACAAUGUAUUAUGGUUCGAUGUAGAAUCAGCGAAAACGUAUAUGUUAAGCAGUCAUGUCGUAAUAUAUAGUCUUUAAAUUGCAUCUA